AGCAGGUACAGGUGCACGGUUAACCAACGCUACGCGGACGAUCUUUGUUGAAGGUCAGUUUAUUCUGCGAAAAAAAAUGUCUCGAAUCGUUGCAGUGAAGGAAUAUCUCGAGAAAACGUUGAAGGAUGAUAGUAAGCCGUGGACAAAGAUGUUCGCCCAGGCGGAGGAGAAGACCGGCAUCGAUCGGCUGUACAUUUUUGUCGGAUCAUUGAUGUUGCUGGCUAUAUACUUGGUAUUUGGAUUAGGACAACAGCUAGUAUGUAAUAUAGUUGGUUUUGUUUAUCCUGCAUAUCAAUCUAUGAAAGCAUUGGAAAGUUCUAAGAAAGAGGAUGACACAAAAUGGCUUACUUAUUGGGUGGUUUUUGCUGUAUUUACUAUAAUAGAAUUCUUUUCUGAAUAUAUUGUUUGCUGGUUUCCAGUCUAUUGGCUGUUUAAGUGUGUAUUCUAUAUAUGGUUGAUGGCGCCAAUUGCCGAGUAUAAUGGCUCCUUGAUUCUAUAUCGUCGUAUCAUCCGUCCAAAGUUCAUUCAAUAUCAACCUGGAUUGGACAGAUUUUUGUCUAAUGCACGUGACACAGCAGUUAAGACUGCGACAGACGCAUUGCUGACCAACAAGCAAGAAUAAUGAAGCUGUAAAUCAAACAAAUAGAAAGUCCAUUUGUGUCUUUCCCUUUUUACUCAUUCCCAGCGGAGAGAGCGUGAAUUUUGUGCUUUACCGAAUAUUACCGAGCGUUGUUACAUUAACGACUACAAAGAUGAAGAAAAUGCCAAACAAAUAGAAAUUUUUGAUUAUUCUAGAUAUUAUAAGCAACUUGCAAAUAGAUCAGAGAAAACCAAAGUUAUCCAAAAUUGUGAAUAGAUAGCGAAUACGAAUGAUGCACGAACGAAAAAAGCCUCCCUCUGAAAAUAAAUCAUUUAUAGUACAAUAGUUUGUCUUUAAAAUUACAAAAUGAUUAAAAAAAAUUUCUUCACGGAGAAAUAAGCGUUUUAUUUUCAGAUAAGCUCGGCUCAUUGUUUGUAGAGAUUCCGAGCCAGCUGAAAACAAAACUUGGAAUGUUUUUGUAUGAUAGAAUAGACUGCGCGUGUUUUUGCCAUUUCUGUAAUCAUUGAUAAUGUACUUGUGUUAAUUAAAGUAAAAUACUUUAAUUUUAGAGGAGAAUUUCACCAACAUUAAAGUCAUUCAUUAUUAAUGCCGGUUUCGAACGGUAAUUUGAGAUAUUUUUUUUAUGAGUCGCCAGAUCGCUAAAGCUACAUGCGCGAAAAAAAUUUCUAGAAUCUGCCGAGGCUCGAACCCAAGUUCAUUAGCAUGGUAGACAGCACACGAGUCUACCAUGCUUAUAUGAAACAUUAAAUUCUUCUGAUUUCAUUGUCUUUAUUUCAAAAUAGCUAUUUCUUCAACUAACGUUACAUAUUGUUAAUAUUUCGAUCCUAAAAUAUUUACAAUAUUAAAACGUCUGAAAUAGUUAAAAUACGAUGUUGGUGAAAUCGGCUUUUACUAGGUACGUUUUAAUAGAUAA
Messenger RNA from Cyphomyrmex costatus, 1514 nucleotides. RefSeq names its product Receptor expression enhancing protein A. The record is from RefSeq and is a predicted model, not a curated record. Lineage: Eukaryota; Metazoa; Arthropoda; Insecta; Hymenoptera; Formicidae. The transcript is spliced from 4 exons. Bases 77 to 622 code for a protein of 181 amino acids.